This is a messenger RNA of Rhagoletis zephyria (snowberry fruit fly), 1585 nucleotides long. RefSeq names its product nuclear transcription factor Y subunit beta-like. Lineage: Eukaryota; Metazoa; Arthropoda; Insecta; Diptera; Tephritidae. The record is from RefSeq and is a predicted model, not a curated record.
AAACAAGAUACACCAAAAAAUACGCAUAAAAAGUAGAAAUUUAAAACAGCUGCACUAACGUAAAGCAUCGGCAGAAAAUAAGUGAAACUGCAAAAAAUAAACAAUCUAAGAGUUUUUUUUUACAAAACUGAAGGAAUCAACGAACAAGAACAACAAAAGAAACCAAACGAGUUGAAAGAAAGUAUUUGAAAGCACAAAAAACAAAACACCCGCUAACAUUACAUUGAAUAAUUAUUUAUUAUCAAAAAAAAGAACAACAAUACGCGCACCGGCCAAAAUGUCAACUAACAACGAUAUUGUCACAACUGAAAAUGCAACGGCCACUGCAUUGCCAAUGUCACAAAUGCAAUCUGCAGCAGCACCGACACCAUCAAAUGAUCAGUAUCUUCCAGCCACUCAUCAGUAUUUUCAUCACUGCAAGCAACAAAAGCAACAAAAGCAACAACAGCACCAACAGCUACUACUACAGCAGCAGCAGCAGCAACAAGCCACGCUACAAUCUCAGCGUUGUGUGAUGCGCAUACCAAUGCAACAACACACCACAGCAGCGCCACAACAACAGCAACAACUUGCACUGCAACAGCAACAGCAGCACCAGCAAUCCUAUGGGCCACCGAAACCGCAACAAUAUCAAUACCACAACAACAACAUUAACGUGCAUACAAACCACGUCAGCAACAAUGUAAAUGGCAGUAGCAGCACCAUGCCUCUAUACAAUAGUGGUAACAGCGGUAGCAGCGGUGGCGGUGGUGUUCAAGGUGGUGCUGAGACCAAAAGCAGCGUAGGAGCAACGGUAACAUUCGACGAAUUCACAGAAUUCUUCUGGCCAGACGAUAGCAAACAACACCAUCAUAGCACACAGCAACAAAAACAACUCUCAGCACAACACAGCAAUUUCAAUUCGAUUGAAGUCAGCGUUGGUGCAGACAUGGCAACAGAACAGCACACAACCAACACCACCACCACCAGCACUGGACGCACCUUCAUCACGCCCGCUGACAUACCGCCACCACCACCACAUCCGCCCAAUAUUACGGCACGUAAGCGUUAUCUGAAUACCAGCAAAAGUUUGGAGGAGCGACCACGUGAAAGUGGACGUUGUCAAUGUGAACAUCCGAUUGAAUUUGCAGCGGCACAACAACAACAACAGCAACAAUUGACAGCACAACAGGCGCUAACAAGCGUGCAACAACACCAACAGUCGCAGUCGGCACAUCAGUCAUAUGCCGCUCAUCACAGUGCAUACCUACCAGCCAUGCAACAGCAACAGCAACAGCAACAACAGCCACUAACACUUCCACAGCAACAGCAACAACACCAACAGCUGCCACAACAAACACAGCCAACAUAUCGUCCGCACUCGUUUAGCCAGUGUUCGCAUAAUGAUUACAAUCAUUUGCCGCCACCGCCGCCUGCCACACUCACGCGUGCCGAUUCGCAUCGCAGUCAUCACAAUUUGGUGGCGGUGGCCAAUGCUUCGUACUAUAAGAAUCGUUUCUUCGAUGAUGCGCCACUGCCACCACCUUCACAUCUCUCCACUUCAUCACUGUCAUCGAAGACCACCUUCGAGACGAGGCAGCUGAAG